UUAAGGCGCGCGCUUGCGUCACUGCGCGUUGUGACGUCGCGCGCCGCCUUCAGGAGUGUGUGGUGGCUGAAGCUGUGAGGGUCUGUCUCUGGCUCCCCCGUCUCCUGGCCGGGCUGGAGUGGGCCGCGGGCGCGGGAGGUCUGAAGCUGCCUGCAGAGGAGGCACCACUCCAGAGAAUCUUCACAGAGUCGGAUCUUUGCCACAAGUGGGCUUUUUUCCCAUGCCAUCCUGUCCUUUGGCUCACGGCAAAAUCAGUGCUGAGUUGUGCCCCCCUGUGCUGAACCCCCCAGGUGUGAAGUCGAAACCAUGUGAAGGGCCCUUCCUCAGCUUCCCUUGACCCCUGUCUUGGGUGAAUUUCUGCUGGGCCUGAGUUGCCAGCCACCAUGAUGUUCCGGGAUCAGGUGGGCAUUCUCGCUGACUGGUUCAAAGGUUGGAAUGAAUGCGAGCAGACAGUAGCCCUGCUGUCACUCCUCAAGCGCAUCUCUCGCACUCAAGCCCGCUUCCUGCAGUUGUGCCUGGAGCACUCGCUGGCGGACUGCACCGAGAUCCACGUUUUGGAGUCCGAGGCCAACAGUGCAGCCCUCAUCAGCCAGUGGCAUCAAGAGUCCAAGGAUAAAGUGGUCUCCCUGCUCCUCUCCCACCUGCCCCUUCUCCAGCCUGGCAACACGGAUGCCAAGUCGGAGUACAUGAAGCUCCUGCAGAAGGUGCUGACGUACUCCACUGAGAGUAACCUUUUCAUCGAGGAGAGCCGGCAGCUCCUCUCCUACGCCCUCAUCCACCCGGCUACCACGCUGGAUGACCGCAACUCUCUGGCUCUCUGGCUCAACCAUCUCGAGGAACGUCUCUCCAGUGGCUACUCCAGCCAGGGCAGAGGUCGACCGGACACAGCCUACCACUCACGUCAGGGCUCAGACGAGUGGCAAGGCCCGGUAGAUGCAGGCCUCGGGGAACUGGGGCACAGCUGGCAGGAGAAGCCCCCGCGAGAAAAUGGGCACAUGUCCUUCCACUCCUCUGGUUCCACUCCAUCGGCCAUCAACAGCAUCGGGAGUAACACAAACACAGCCCUCCCCUGCCAAAUCCACCCCAGCCCACUGAAGCGCUCCAUGUCCCUCAUCCCCACGAGCCAGCAGGUCCCCGGCGAGUGGAUGAGUGUGGAGGAGAUGGGGGCUCGGCCUGCCUUCAUCUCCGGCGGGGAACACGCCCCCCUCUCACCCCAGAGCAGCGUGGCCUCUUCGGGCAGUGAGCAGACAGAGGAACAUUCCGGCAGCCGCAACACCUUCCAGGAGGACGGCAGUGGCAUGAAAGAUGUCCCUUCAUGGCUGAAGAGCCUUCGUCUCCAUAAAUAUGCAGCCCUUUUUUCCCAAAUGACCUAUGAAGAGAUGAUGACCCUCACAGAACAGCAUCUGGAAUCACAGAACGUGACCAAAGGAGCCAGGCACAAAAUAGCUUUGAGUAUCCAGAAGCUGCGGGAAAGGCAGAGUGUCCUCAAAUCUCUGGAGAAGGACAUCCUGGAAGGGGGCAACUUGUGGAAUGCGCUCCAGGAACUGCAGCAGAUAAUCAUCACGCCCAUCAAGGCUUUCCACACCCUGCAGAUCACAGCAGCCUCCAAGGAGGGCCAGCCGCUUGCAGGGGAGCCACGUGGGGGCCCCAAGCUAGGCUUAGAGAAGACCAGCAAUGGGGCUGAGGAUAAGGAGCCCCCAGCUGAUACCUUCCCGCUCCCAACGGGCUCUCCUUGUGAUGGGGAGUCAGGAGCGGCACCUAUUGCUGAGGGAGACAUUGCAGGACAGUUCACGCGGGUGAUGGGCAAAGUGUGUACACAAUUGCUGGUGUCCCGGCCAGAUGAGGAGAACAUCACCAGUUACCUCCAGCUGAUAGAGAAGUGCCUGAUGCAUGAGGCAUUCACAGAGACACAGAAGAAGAGGCUGCUGUCCUGGAAGCAGCAGGUCCUCAAGUUACUGCGGACGUUUCCAAGGAAGGCUGUGCUGGACAUGCAAGGCUACCGCCCGCAAAAAGGAUGGGCCUUUGGCUCCAACUCUCUCCCCAUAGCUGGAUCUGUGGGGGUGGGGGUGGCACGCAGAGGACAGCGGCAGUUCCAGAUGCCCCCCCGUGCCAUCCCCCCAAGCCGUAUGGGGAUCCUGAGUCCUGCAGGGAUCGGUGGCGUCCCUCCCCGGCAUGCUCUCACUAGUCAAAACCUGGGGAGCCAAGGGCGACAAAAUCUGUGGUUUGCCAAUCCCGGAGGAAGCAACAGCAUGCCCGGCCAGAGCCGCAGCUCAGUCCAGCGGACCCAUUCGCUCCCCGUCCACACAUCCCCACAGGCCAUCCUCAUGUUCCCCCAGGAUUGCCAACUCCCCGGAACAGAUCUGGAGAUCAACCCCACGCUGGAGUCGCUAUGUCUCAGUAUGACUGAGCAUGCGCUGGGUGACGGUAGCGACAAGACUUCUACCAUUUGAAAGAAGCUGGAUCGGCUGGUGUUCCUGAGAAGCUUUAGGGGGGCUGUUUUUAUUUUUUUUCUCCCUUUUUCUGUUAACCCCUCCCCUCAGGGGUGUGUUGCUGUGUGUGUGUGAGGGGGGUAGGUGGACCACUUUCCCCCUGCCUCCCCACAACCCACCUCUAGCAUUCCCUAGCAGCUGGAAGGAUGGGGGGGAGGCAAAAAGCUGUCACUCCAAUCUUUACCAUCUUAGUGUGUUCUAAUAUUUUUUCUACUUUUUAUUAUGAUAACUUCAGCUAUUGGUUUAAUAUUUUGAUGUACACAGGAGUUGGAAGAGGCUCCCAACGUUUAACUUGGCAAAGCCAGAGGGCACGAAGAGACUGAAUUUGGGCCAUAUUAUUCUCUUUCCUAUUUUGGUUUUUCGUUCUUCAUUUUCCCCUUGGAGCUCCAUAAAGUGAAGGGAGAGCUGAGGCUAACCGAAGGAAGGUGAUGUGCGGAAGGCCGGUCUCUCUUGCCUUGGCUAUUGUGGGGGCACUGAGCAAGCAGCGCCAGGACACGAGGGCUUUGCAGGGUCAGCCUGAUGAGCAGGCUCUGUCUGGCCUGACCCCUGCCAGUGCUUUCUGUACCUGGCAGUGACCGGGGGGAGGGGGGGAUGCUGCAGGUGGCCGUCAACUUCAGUUCUUACAAAGUGCCUCUAACACACUCCUAGCAAAAACAGGUGGGGUCGGGGAGGGAUUGCCCAGUGCGAGACAUAAUGAAGCCAUGUCCUUGUGCUGCCCCAGUACGGAGACGGCUCAGGAAGAGCUGACAGCGGGGGCCCCACCCCCCUCAGGAAAGGAGAAUGGUAUAGCCCAAUGGUGCAGAUGACUAACCCGGGGUAUUGCAGCCUCUUGGGAGUGAUUGAGGAGACGCAGGGAGGGGAAUCAGCCCAGUUUUGUUGAAGCAGAUCAGGUGAGGGGGUUUUGGUGGGGUGGCAUUGCUCAGCAGUUUGAAGCUCAGGGGCAGAGUUUUUAGUGGAACUGGGUUGGUGUCCCUUCUACACAUGCAAGGAUUUUGGUUCUCCAGUAAAGAAGACAGGUGGGAGGGAAGCAGUUAACUGUUGGAGCUUCUCCUCCGAAAGCUCAGUCGCGGGUCUUCUGUCGUUCUGCAGUGGUUGGAAAGUGCACGGUUCCCCAUCUUUCUUGAGAAUACAUCUUGGGGCAAAUCUCUGCUGCCUAGAGGAAUGUGAGAAUCUUCUUCCUCACCUGGUUUUUACACCAGUUUGAUCGCUAACUGGGGGGGGGGGGCUUAGUUUCAGUCUGGGGGGAAUUUUAUGGUGCUAAUGAAUUUGCAGGAUCAAACUGCUGCAUGGGGGUGAGGGCAGAAUCUAAUUGGAGGGUGGUCCCAAGAACUGAGGCCACCACCUCCAGGGGUGGGGAUGGGGGGAUUGAAGCACUCCUGAGCAUGAAUUCAGACGGCACAAGGACAGUCGGAGGAGAGGUUGGCACUUGGUUUCUGUGCACUCCGAUUUAUAUGAACACUACAAAGGGGGGGGGGAGAAAUGUUCCUUUGUGUACCCCCCCACACCCACUCCGCAUUCACCAGCUCACCCUGGGAAUGCCAUUUGCUUGCUGAGCCUCUCCCUAGUUUUUAUGUGUAGCUUUAUUUGUGGGUGGGGGUGGAGAGAAUAAAAUGCCAGGGUCACAUUUGAAUCCCUUCUCUCGGCUUUGGGGGCUUGACACCAGCUGCCUCGCUGUGUGUUUCAAGCAGGCCUGGAUGAUGCUUUUCCAAGGUGAACAGGGUUGGCCGUCCGAGCCUGGGAGGUGCAGCCUGAACAGGCUUACGUGAAGAAGGGGCGGGGGCGGGGUGUCUUAGCCUUGAAGCAGUUGGAGGAGUGGGAAGAAGAGGAAUGCGGACAGGACCCUGAGGUUGCUGGGGGAGGGGCAGUGGUUCUGAGGCCCCCGAAUGCCUAAGACAGAAGGGGCAAUCUCACUUGGGGUCCUGGCGGGGCAGAGGGGUGAGGCCCCCUGAAGGCUGACCUUGGUGGGCCCUUUGGUACAGAGAAACGUUGUCGCCCCCCCCCCCCCCCGCCUCUCUCCCAUCCUCAAAACUGUUUUUAAUAUAAAGGCCUUUUUUUCCAAAGUCUGUACCAAACUGUAGUGUACAAAAAAAAAGCAAACCUGAGAGAACUAUUUCUAAAAGAAAAAUAAGUAGAGCAACACGGUUCCUGUUUCAGAUAGAAAUGUUAUUUUAGAUACAUUUUAUUAUGAAUAACUUUUGUUAUGACUAUGGCUGGUAACCAUGAAUACGUUAUUUAAAAAAAAAACACAAAACAUUUUACAAAAAAAAAAAAUCCAUUCUGACUUUAGAUUGCUCUGUUGGACUCCCUGGCCGCUCCCCCCUUCUAGUUUUGCUUUGUAAAAGGCAUCCAGAAUUUAAGUAUUAGCCCUUUUUUAUUAACCUCUAUGAUAAAGCUGUGCUUAUUUUGUAUUAA
Sphaerodactylus townsendi is the source of this 4901-nucleotide messenger RNA. RefSeq names its product sterile alpha motif domain containing 4B (gene SAMD4B). Gene Ontology annotation, cellular component: P-body. NCBI's taxonomy places the organism in Eukaryota, Metazoa, Chordata, Lepidosauria, Squamata, Sphaerodactylidae. Gene Ontology annotation, molecular function: protein binding; translation repressor activity; phosphatidylinositol-4,5-bisphosphate phospholipase C activity. The record is from RefSeq and is a predicted model, not a curated record. Bases 384 to 2450 code for a protein of 688 amino acids. Gene Ontology annotation, biological process: regulation of mRNA stability; lipid metabolic process; negative regulation of translation. The transcript has 13 exons.